Messenger RNA from Babjeviella inositovora NRRL Y-12698, 2092 nucleotides. RefSeq lists its product as uncharacterized. The transcript has a single exon. Gene Ontology annotation, cellular component: mitochondrion. The coding region runs from base 220 to 1794 and encodes 524 amino acids. Gene Ontology annotation, molecular function: pyruvate dehydrogenase (acetyl-transferring) kinase activity. Gene Ontology annotation, biological process: regulation of glucose metabolic process; protein phosphorylation. Lineage: Eukaryota; Fungi; Ascomycota; Pichiomycetes; Serinales. The record is from RefSeq and is a predicted model, not a curated record.
CUACCCAAGUGAUACCACGAAGCAAGGGACAUACACUACCUAGAGAUAUCGCUCUAGGAUACGACCACGAGGCGCCACCCUAGAAUCACCCUCUAACAUCCACCAGGAUACAUAUCAACAUCAUUUACAACCAAGAUAUUCAACUACAUCAUUUCUUGCUAGCGAUCCCUCAGGAUACCUUGGAAGCAUAUUCUUGGAUACCAUCCUUUAGCGUCUGCUAUGCCUACUAUCGAACGCUUUGCGCGGUUUAAACCGUCCAAGGUGAACCUCUCGCAGCUCAUUAAGUUCGGCGUGACGCCGAGCACGCCGCAGAUCUACCGCUCCUCACAGUUUCUUCUUGACGAAAUCCCCAUCAUGCUCGCGCACCGCGUACAGUUGUUACGAAACCCGCCGCCGGAGCUCACGGUGAAACAGCCAUUCCGCAACUUGGCCGACUCGUACGAACAUACGUUCCACAAGAUUCUUGAAUUCAAGCAGAAGUCCAGCCACCUUCUUGGGCCCGAGAUGAAGGCGCGGCUUUUAUCGCAGAGCUCUCCCGCGGGCAUGUACUUCACCACACGGGUUUCAGAUGAAACUGGUCCGGAGCCGGUGAUACUGGAGCUCAGCGCAUCGCAGGUGUUGAGCAGCAUGAACGUGGUAUCGGCCGUUCCCGCACCCGGCCUCUUUGCUCGGCUCAGCGGCAUGUUCCACACGCGCUCGUUCGCGGUGGCGCCCAACGUGGCGCGCGCGAACCCCGCGCACGUACAGUUCGACCCGAACUUGCGGCAGACGCUCUCGGACACUGUGCGCGCGUAUCCCCAGGAGGUGCACAGCUACAAUGCGCUCUGCCAGGAAUUCUUCAGUGCGAUUCUCGCGGACCACAGCAAUGACUUGAUUGCGCUCUUCAAGGAGGUCAACCAGGAGUUGUUCCAGAUGAAGAUCACACGUCCCAAGCAGUACGCUCGCAAGUGCCAGAUCGACAACUGUACCCGCACGCACGAGUACCUCAAUGCAUUGCACCGCUCGCGCAUCUCCACGCGCUUCUUAGUUUCGCAGCACCAAUCGUUGUACAAGCUCAGCUACGCGCAGGUGUCGCGCGCGCAGUUCAAAGAGUUGCAGCGCAACGGAAACGUUGGGGUAAUUGCUACCAACGUGAGCAUAUACGAUAUCCUCAACGACGCGAUUACUUCCGCCGAAAAUACGCUAAUCAACUGGACUGGCUUGAACCCCCCAGAAAUCAUUUUGAACUGCGAUGAUGACCUCCGCACGGUGUGCGUGCCCGCGCACCUCUGGCACAUUUUCUUUGAGUUGGUCAAAAACGCGAUGCGCGCGACAUUGGAAAACUACAACGACGCGUCAAUCAGCAGCGACGGAAAAAUGCGUGAGACUGGAAGCUCACGGGUUCGCGACACACUCCGGAAGGACAUCAUUCCGCCAAUCGAAAUUACCGUCCUCAACGGUACUGAGGACGUGCUCAUCAAGAUUUCCGACCGUGGUGGCGGCAUCAAGUCAUCGGAAUUGUCCAAGAUUUCGUCGUAUUUUUAUACCACCGUCUCAAACGACGAGAUUUCGCAGUUCCCCGUGGACUCCAUGACUCACCCGAACUCUGGAAACGAGGUGUUUAAUUUGGUGCAGAACCCCAACCAGGACCUCCAGGAUGGCAAGGCUGCACCCUUGGCUGGCUUGGGCUACGGGUUACCGUUGUCCAAGUUGUACGCACAGCACUUUGGCGGUGACUUGAAGUUGGUUUCCUUGUGGGGUUACGGCACUGACGCAUUUGUUCGUUUGAACAAAUUCGGUCUGGAGGGUAGCUAAACAUAUUUAUUACGAUUUAAUGAAUAAAAACUGAUAACAAGGUAGACUGAUGGAGAUGCUGUGUACACCCAAUCGUCUGUCGAAUAUAUAGUGGAUAGAUACUAACAAAGGCAUAACGGGGGCCAGAAUCUAAUCAGUAUCCACCUUAGCCCUUUACCCUGGAGUUAAAGGCUGUGUCGUAAUUUAGUAUUUGGGACAUCGUAUGGGCACUUAAUACCACUGUUACCGUCAUGUUAUCCCACUCCUGAGACUUGGAAGGCACCUAAACAACAGGCGAUACGAUAAUUUUGUACAUUUG